AUGUCCCGAGCGCAUUCUCCGCCGAGGGGCAUUCUACACACGCUCGCCACGUCAUCUGCGCCGCUGAUCGAGGAUCCCCGCGCGCCGCUCGCGGACCGUCUCCGCGCGCUUAUCAUUAAAGCGGAAGCCGCAGGUCUUGCGCAACCGCCGACUGCGGGGACGGCCGAGGCGCCGAGCCACGGAAGGUACUUUCCAAAAUCCACGUCCGAACCUGGUGUUGCGGGUGCGGCGGUUUCCGAAGCGAUUUUCAGCGACCAGUGGGGCUCUCAGGUUGACAACAUCGAGUGUGAGACUACGGGGCGGCUUACAGCGGGGAUGGGGAGUCUCUUCAAAUCAUAUCCCUCGUUUCCCGGAGCCAUUUUUUACCCGUCGCCUUCCGGCGCCGCCGUUUUCCGCCAAGACCUGCUGCUCAACCGCAGCGGGAGCGUCAGCGGUAACCCGCGCUCCCCGCAAUGGCAUUCCCCGCGCUCCCCGCAUUCUCCGCGCGCAUCCGCGUCGCCGCGCUCCCCGCAUUCCCCGCGCUCGCCUGCCCGGCAUCACCGCAGCUUCGCGUCGCGUCUCGCCGCGCGCGGUCCGUCCUCCGCGUCGCAGAAGCUUCCGCCUCCGUCCGUGGCGCAUUUGAUACCGGAGCGCCCAUCGUCCCAAGUCGUUUCCGGCGGAGACUCGGAAACUUCCCUACUACGACCGCCCACGUACCCGCAGCAGCAGCAGCAGAACCAGCAGCAGCAGCAACUAAAGCUCGAACAAUAUCAACACAUUCAAGAAGCACCAAUGCGUGUCGCAUCCCCGUUCGCUCUCAGAGACGCGGGAAUCAGCCCAGCCGCCCUCCUCGAGUCGCCUAUCAUGGCAGGCCGCCCCGAACCAACCCUAGGCUCGGCAGGGAGUGCAGCCUCGGCACAAGCCGAACCUGCUGUCGCUGCAUCGUUUUUGGAUCUACCACCACCGUCUCUCCCCCUCCACGCCUCAAAUCUCCCCCUCUCGGCCUCAGUUCCCCCCUUCCACGCCACAGUUUCCCCCCCAAACUUGACGGUUCCCCUUCUGCCUGCUUCUGUUAACGGGCUGGUAAAAGCUUUUCCACCGAAACCAGCGCCCCUUACUGUACCAGGCUCAGACGCCGAGCCUGCAGGUUUGGAAAUGUCCGAGCCUGCGAUAGAGGGGGAAACCCCAACCUCUGGUGUGGAGAACCCAGCGAAGGAGGAAGUUUUUGCUUUCGGGGGGAGGGACGAAACGGCAGGGAAAGAUGACCUGAACGACCUGUUUGACUUUUUUGACUCGCUUGUGGGCGGCGCAAGUGGCAGUGGGAGUGGGAGUGGGGGUGUGGGUGGGGGUGAGCAGCAAAGAAGCACCGAGAACCUUCUUGGAAGGAACAGCAGCUGCAGCAGCGACCGAAGCAGGAAGCACCUGGAAGUUUCAGAAGCGCCGGAAACCUAUGGGAGCAAAUCUCGGGCAGGUCGGAAAUAUCGGAGCAUGGAGGGACUGGAGGCGAACCGCAUCACGGAGUUUAUUUUGGUGCCUGCCCAAGACGGGUACAACUGGCGAAAGUACGGGCAAAAAAUGGUGAAAGGCUGCCUGCAUCCCCGGCUUUAUUUCCGUUGCACAUAUCCGGGCUGCCCGGUGAGAAAAACGGAGGAGCGGGCAGAUGACGGGGAGGUGCUAGAAAGAAUCUACAGGGGAUUGCACAAUCACCCGCUUCCUGGGCUGCCCGCAAAAGAAAGUCAGGAGGAGGGAUGGGAAACCCGGCGUGCGCAGCAGCAGCAGCAGCAGCAGCAGCAGCAGGAGUUGGAUGCUUCCCCUCCUGCUGCUGCUGCUGCUGAUGUUAGUUCUCAACUUCCCCUACUUUCCCCAUCUUCAUUUCCGUUACUACGAGCCGAGUCCUCAUCAAUAAGGCAGGGUACUCCCAUAAGUAACGCUAUUGGUAACCAGACUGGUAACCCUACUGGUAACCAGACUUGUAACACUGCUACAGACCGCCAUGGGUCACAGGAGAGGCUAUGGGGGAAGCGACUGUUCCUUCAUCACAGCCGUUUAUCCGCCCCUGCCAACCUGCAAAUCUCAGCCGUUGAUCUUACUAGCCCUGCUCUUAGUUCUGAGGGGCCCACAGGGAGCAGUGGUGGGUCGAAUGUGAGUGGGGAGAGGAAGAGGAAGGCGCUACCUGGGGUAGGUGUAUCUGCUGGGAACCUGUCAGCUGAAGGGAUGGAGGAUGAUGUUACUAGCGCAGCAGCUUAUAACGCAGCGGUAUCUCUUACUAAUAAAGCUGCUCAUAACGGAGCAGCUGCUAAGGAAGCAGCUUAUAACGAAGCUGCUGGAGUUACGGAUAAGAAGCCGAGGCGGAGCGCCGAAACGGUGCUGCUUCAAAGGCACCCUGCCAUGCCCACCACCCUUCACUCAACUGCAGCCGCUCUUGCACUCACUCCCUCCGCCUUCACGUUCCCCUCCUCCAUUCUCAGCCAUGUUCCCCUCACAUCAACACCCUCAGUCACAUCCUUGCGGAUAGCUUCAAAGGCACCCUGCCAUGCCCACUACCUCCGACUGAAUGCUUAG
This is a messenger RNA of Closterium sp. Naga37s-1, 2541 nucleotides long. The record is from the annotation of a GenBank genome assembly. Lineage: Eukaryota; Viridiplantae; Streptophyta; Zygnematophyceae; Desmidiales; Closteriaceae.